Lindgomyces ingoldianus is the source of this 971-nucleotide messenger RNA. Its product is annotated as DUF1761-domain-containing protein. Bases 315 to 770 code for a protein of 151 amino acids. The record is from RefSeq and is a predicted model, not a curated record. Lineage: Eukaryota; Fungi; Ascomycota; Dothideomycetes; Pleosporales; Lindgomycetaceae. The transcript has 3 exons.
GUAAUUCCACCAUGGCAAAUUUGUGCGCUCUUUCCAAGGAAUAGUGGGUGUGCUUUGCCCUUCCCAGACCUCACAGUGGCUAGAUGGCCAGAAUCCUGGUCAUGACCGCAUGAUUGGGUGAAGCUUGGCAUACUCGUCGUAGCCGUUACGUCACAAGGUCAGGUGAAAGCCAUCGUUCACAUCUCGCCCCGACCAGUACAAAAGCCCUUCUGUGUGUCGCCAAAGCUACCUUACAACAAACCAGAAUUUCCUCCACGAUUCUGAACCCUAGACAACUGGUUCCUUUCAUCUUCCAACACAACGAAUCCAUUCCAAUGGCGACUCUUCACUACCUUCCUCCCGUUAAGCCCUCGGCCAUCGCUCUCGGCACGGCAUUCAACCAUGCUGUCUCCCUCGCUGUUCUCGGACCUGUAUUUGGUGAUACUUACCAACGCGCCCAAGCUGCCAACUCCAAGGAGGAGUUCUUUAAAUCAAAAGAGGCCGCCACUGCCGCUGCCACAUGGGGUAGCUCUCUACUCGGCUCUGCCAUUCAAUCAUAUGGUGUUGGUGCCUUGAUCAAUGCCACUGGAACUUUGACCUACAAGGGCGCUGCAUACAUGGGCGCGUUGAUCUUCAUGGCAAGCUCUGCACCUACGCUCAUCUCCCAGGUGGUCACCGAAAAACGCCCGCUUGACACCAUUGCCGUUGGAGCUCUUGCUCGUGUCUUCGAGACUGUUGGCCUUAGCUUGUUCCUCACGUACUGGGGAACUCGCACUAACCCUUUCGACUAAAUACCUUGCGUCUGAAUAAGGGGAGGUGGAGUUUGGGGUAUUUUCGAUCUUGGUAGCUUCAAUUGAUUGUAUGAAUCCUCGAUGAUCAAUAAAUGGGGAGAUGCUGGGCCUUCCAUUGCGGUUUCAGCUUUCCGACUUGUAACAAUAACUCUCAACCCUAACCAACGGGAACUUCAAUGUGUACUGCUCCUUUUCUCACCA